Messenger RNA from Propithecus coquereli (Coquerel's sifaka), 483 nucleotides. Its product is annotated as immunoglobulin omega chain-like. The record is from RefSeq and is a predicted model, not a curated record. The coding region runs from base 1 to 483 and encodes 160 amino acids. Lineage: Eukaryota; Metazoa; Chordata; Mammalia; Primates; Indriidae. The transcript is spliced from 2 exons. Gene Ontology annotation, biological process: immunoglobulin production; immune response.
AUGGCCUGGGCCCCUCUCCUCCUCCUGUUCCUCUGCCACUUCUCAGGUUCCCUGUCCCAGCCUGUGUUGAUCCAGCCGCCCUCCCUCUCUGCAUCUCCUGGAGCAUCAGCCAGACUCACCUGCACCCUGAGCUGUGGCACUGUUGUUGGUGGCUAUCACAUAUCCUGGUAUCAGCAGAGGUCAGGGAGCCCUCCCCGCUAUCUCCUGAGAUACUACUCAGACUCAGAUAAGCACCAGGGCUCCGGGGUCCCCAGCCUCUUCUCUGGCUCCAAAGAUGCCUCGGCCAAUGCGGGGAUUCUGCACAUCUCUGGGCUGCAGCCCGAGGACGAGGCUGACUAUUACUGUAGUACGUGGCAUGGCAACAGUGGCACUUACACAGUGCUCCAGAGCCAGGGGGAAGUGACACCGAAACCUCCCCUGUGCUCUCCCUGCCUGGUGCAGUCACUGCUGCCCGGCCUGGGGCAACAUCAAGCUAAGGGUUGA